CUGAAACAGACACACAGAACCCGUUUCGUGUUCCUGCUGUGUUAAAGGUUUGAGCUUGGUCAAGAUGAAAAAGGUGGUUUUGGUGACAGGAGCUAACAGCACAUCAGCAUCGAAUCAUCUCACGACCCCCAAGAAGUCUCUCGUGACCCCCCGGGGGGGUCCCGGCCUCCACUUUGGGAAACCCUGCUCUAGAGAAUGGGGUAUUGGCCUGGCGCUGUGCGAGCGUCUCCUCUCGCACGACACAGAGGGUCUCCUUCUCUGCCUGGCCUGCAGAAACAUGCAGCGAGCUCAGGCUGCACGCUCUGACCUCCUCGCCUCUCACCCCGCAGCCCAGGUGGACGUGCUGCAGAUGGACACCAGCAGCGUCUCCUCGGUUCUCAGUGCUGCACAAGAAAUCAAACUCAGGUAUGACCGUCUGGACUACCUCUACCUGAAUGCAGGCAUCAUGCCAAACCCAGAAUUUGACGUAAAAGCCUUUUUUAAAGGCCUCUUCUCCAGCAACGUCAUCACUAUGUUUGCCACCGGGGAGGGGAUUCUGACUCAGAAAGAUGCCGUCACUCCUGAUGGCUUGCAACAGGUUUUUGCCACCAACCUCUUUGGUCACUUCCUUCUUGUUAGGGAACUGGAGCCGCUUCUGUGCCAUGCAGGCCGGACCUCCCUGCUGGUUUGGACCUCCUCUAGUAAUGCUCACCAUUCCGCCUUUAAUCUCGAAGACUUGGAGCACCGGACAGGCACUCAGCCUUACAGCUCCUCAAAAUACGCCACAGACCUGCUCAGCCUGGCUCUCAAUCAACACUACAACAAACAGGGAUUGUACUCAUCUGUCAUCUGUCCUGGUUUUGUGAUGACAAAUCUGACCUACGGCAUCCUCCCAUCGUUCCCAGCCUUUCUGUGGACCCUGCUCAUGCCUGUCUUCUGGCUGAUCAGAGUGUUCACCAACACGUUUACUCUCACGCCUUACAACGGAGCUGAAGCUCUGUUUUGGCUGUUUAGGCAAAAGCCCGAGUCUCUGGACCCUUAUGCUAAAUACCACAGCUUAACGUCAGGGCUGGGAAACAGCUACACCCGACCACAUAAGAUGAACAUUGCUUUGGAAACAUCAGAGACAUUACACGUGAAAUUACUUCAACUUGAACGUGAAAUGAGGACAAAACUGUGUCAGAGAGAAAAGGAAACACAAACUGCAGACCGUUUACAGAAGACCUGAAGGACCUAAAUGAUGCCCAUUCAUUUCAAGAAAGAGGAUACCAUUUUUCAUCGGCACUUUGCAGGAGAGUUCAUACCCGUUGACCUAUUCUGUAUUUUCUCCUGCAACCCCAAACUUUAAUAUAUAUUUUAUUGGGAUUUUUUGCGUUAGACCAACACAAAGUGCUAGAUAAUUGUGAAAUGGAGGGAAGGGGAUCCAUGGUUAUCUGAAAAAUAAACUAAAUAUAAGCA
Messenger RNA from Fundulus heteroclitus (mummichog), 1437 nucleotides. RefSeq names its product hydroxysteroid (17-beta) dehydrogenase 7 (gene hsd17b7). Gene Ontology annotation, biological process: cholesterol biosynthetic process. Gene Ontology annotation, molecular function: 3-beta-hydroxysteroid 3-dehydrogenase (NADP+) activity; 5-alpha-androstane-3-beta,17-beta-diol dehydrogenase (NADP+) activity; estradiol 17-beta-dehydrogenase [NAD(P)+] activity. Gene Ontology annotation, cellular component: endoplasmic reticulum membrane. The transcript is spliced from 10 exons. The record is from RefSeq and is a predicted model, not a curated record. The coding region runs from base 65 to 1207 and encodes 380 amino acids. NCBI's taxonomy places the organism in Eukaryota, Metazoa, Chordata, Actinopteri, Cyprinodontiformes, Fundulidae.